Messenger RNA from Mixia osmundae IAM 14324, 1100 nucleotides. RefSeq lists its product as uncharacterized. The record is from RefSeq and is a predicted model, not a curated record. Lineage: Eukaryota; Fungi; Basidiomycota; Mixiomycetes; Mixiales; Mixiaceae. The coding region runs from base 1 to 1059 and encodes 352 amino acids. The transcript has 6 exons. Gene Ontology annotation, molecular function: protein tyrosine phosphatase activity. Gene Ontology annotation, biological process: protein dephosphorylation.
AUGUACGGUGCAAAGCUGGCUGUGCUUCUCUCGAGUCUGCCCGACGACGACGACGGGUUCAACACGGUGAUAGCCGCUGCCCGAAUGGCCGAACAAGCAACGACGUGUCGCAGAACCUGCUUCUGGCUGGCCAUGCUCGACCCGGCAAAGCUCCAACGGCUCCUGACGGUCCUCACGGAGCGUGAACGAGCUCGUCAGGCGGCAUGCUUUGCAAAUCCUCCACGACCGACUUACAGCGCAUCGACAGCCUUGCAAGAACAGAAUGCGCCUAAGAACCGAUACGCCGACGUCAUACCGUACGAUAGCACACGAUGCCUCCUGCAGGAUGGUGGCUACAUCAAUGCAAACUGGAUCACUUGUGGCUCCAGACGCUUCAUCGCUUCACAAGGACCCACCGAGUCGAGCGUGACUGAUUUCUGGUCACUUUGUCUCGGGCCACCGGCUGAUCGACCUUGCAUGAUCGUCAUGCUCACUGCUUUUAUGGAGGCAGGUCGACAAAAGUGCUUCCCUUACUUGCCACCCGCGCCGGGCACAGACCUACUGUUAGGCACGCCGAGCGAGCCUCAGAAGCUACGAGUGAGCUGGCAGUCCAGUGCGCCAAAUACGGCGUGGCAUGAGAACUUGCUCGAGAUACACGACGUUGCCAGUGUCGUCGAGCCGCACUCAUUGGUCCAUCUGCAAUACGAGGCCUGGCCCGACCACGGGACCGUUGAUCCUGAGCAUCUCCUCGCGCUGGCAGACCGGAUAUGCGAUUUGCAUGCUGACCCAUCGAGGAGUCAGCUGCCAAUUCUGAUCCAUUGCUCGGCCGGUGUCGGCCGGACGGGCACACUGAUAGCUAUGCUGGCACUCUUGGAUCGAGUCGAAAGUAAUGGACUGCCGACGUACUCGGAUCAGUCCGCGCUGGGACCCUUGCCGGCAGACGUGCGGAGCGAUGCCGUAUCGCUCGUCAUCGAUAGCCUUCGCGAGCAACGUAUCAUGAUGGUCGAACGCAAGGAGCAGUUCCUGCUCGUUCACGAUGCCUACGAGCUGUUUCAGAGGCGUAAGAUUGCAGUCGUGUGAUAGUACAACACUAGCGUGAAACGUGGCGAGGAUCAGCGGCG